Macrobrachium nipponense is the source of this 1879-nucleotide messenger RNA. RefSeq lists its product as uncharacterized. NCBI's taxonomy places the organism in Eukaryota, Metazoa, Arthropoda, Malacostraca, Decapoda, Palaemonidae. Gene Ontology annotation, molecular function: polynucleotide 3'-phosphatase activity; protein binding; double-stranded DNA binding. The record is from RefSeq and is a predicted model, not a curated record. The coding region runs from base 108 to 1685 and encodes 525 amino acids. The transcript is spliced from 11 exons. Gene Ontology annotation, cellular component: nucleus. Gene Ontology annotation, biological process: DNA repair.
AAUACAAUUUGUUUACAUACAUGAAGCUUGGGGGAAGGACAGAAUGUUGAUGUCUGUGGUCCGACCGUCCGAGUUCAGUGCAUCUUUAAACAUAACAAAAAGUUAACAUGGCUAAAAGAUGCAUUUUGAAAUGCUUGAAAGACUUACAUGCUCCCAUUGUUCUGUCAAAUGGGCAAAACUGCAUCAUUGGACGCUCAAGAGAAACAAAAAUAAAAGACAAGAGAUGUUCUAAGAAUCAAGUUGAACUGCUAGCAGAUUAUAGUACAUAUACAGUCACUGUCAGACAAAUUGGGGCCAAUACUUCAGGUGUUAAUGGUAAACCACUUCAUUUUGGCAAUACAUCAGUUCUCAAGCAUAGAGACAUUCUAGAAGUUCUUUUAGGGCAGUACCAGCAUAUCAUAGAAUUUGAACCUCCACCUGUAAGUUCAGUGCUUAAAAGUGAAAGACUUUCUGGAGAAGACAUGCCACGUCGUGCUGGGACCAAACGGAAUAGUGAAGACAACAUGGGUGAUUCUUCAAAGAAAGCUCGGGGAAAUGGGGCUGUAGGAGCCAAUGGAUGGGAAUCAUUAUAUGAUGAUUCAUUGUUAGUCUUAAACAGAGAUAUGGAAGGUAGUUCAAAGGUUGCUGGAUAUGAUAUGGAUGGCACUUUGAUAACUACAAAAUCUGGCAGGGUUUUUGCUGUCAAUACAGACGACUGGAAGAUCAUUUUUCCAGAGGUACCAGGAAAGCUGAAACAGCUUCAUAAAGAAGGAUAUAAAUUAAUCAUCUUCACAAAUCAAGCAGGGAUCGCUUCAGGAAAAAGCACAGCUUCAGACAUACAGAAGAAAAUCAGCAACAUCAUAUCCACUCUAGGAGUUCCAAUGCAGGCUUUAGUGUCCACAGGAAAAGGUCCAUAUAGGAAGCCAGCUACUGGAAUGUGGGAAUUUUUGAAAAAGGAGGCAAAUGGAGGAAUUGAAAUUGACGUACAAAACAGCAUGUAUGUGGGAGAUGCAGCUGGGAGACCUGCUGAAGGGAAGAAGAAGAAAGACUUUUCCUCUGGUGACCGCCUAUUUGCACUGAACAUUGGUAUUCCCUUCUUUACACCAGAAGAACAUUUCCUAGGAGUGAAAACUCAGAAGUUCAACAUGCCUGAGUUUGAUCCUCGUACUGUAAGUGAUUCAGUGUCAUUAUUUGAUCCUCCAUCCACCAAAGUGCCUAAACAUGAAUUGGAGGUUAUAGUUUUUGUUGGGUACCCUGGGAGUGGUAAGAGCUUUUUGGCAUCAACACACUUUGCUGCUGCAGGGUAUGUUCAAGCUAAUCGUGAUACUGUUGGGUCUUGGCAGAAAUGUAUCAGCAUAAUGGAAAAAUCUUUACAGGAAGGAAAAAAUGUUGUCAUAGACAACACAAAUCCUGAUGUAGAAAGUCGGCAGCGAUACAUCUUAGCUGCAAAGAAACUGAAGGUUCCUGUCAGAUGCUUUGUGUUCAAUGUAUCAAAGGAUCACUGUAGACAUAAUAAUAAGUAUCGGACCUUCAGUGGGGCAAACCAUGAGAGCAUCAGUGACAUGGUCUACAACAUGUAUAAAUCAAAGUAUGUUGAACCAACAUUGAAAGAAGGCUUUGAUGACAUUGUGAAGGUCAAUUUUGUUCCCAGCUUCAGGACAACCAAAGAUGAAGAAAUGUACAAGAUGUUUUUAUUGGAAAAAUAACUACAAGAUCUACUGUCUGAAAAGUAAAUGACUCAGACUAACAUAUAUUUACAAUUUACCCAUAAAUAGUAAUUUCUUAAAACCAAAUAUUUCUUAAAUAGGACAAAACGCCAUCUUAGACAGCAACAGUGCCUCCUCAAAAAUGCAAACUACUGUGAAAACCUUAUAACUUGAAUAAAUAUAUUACGAAAAUA